UUUAAACGUCAGUAAAGUAGUUCUGUUGUUUUUUUUCGAAAUGGAAACAAACUCGAACGCCAAAAUUGAGAACAAUUCAAAGCAUUCAAAUGAAUCAAGUGACGAUUAUUUGCUUGAAGAAACUUUUCCCCAUAAACUGCUCAUCAAUGUCGUUAGCGUACAAGCGUUUUUGAACGAAAUGUUAAUAGUGCAAGAUGAAUUAAUAGGCGUUUUGAAUUUGAUGGAAUUGGACAUGUUGGAUAUCAUGCAGCCCAUAAUUGAAGUUAAUUCGAUGGAAAAACAAGUAAAGGCGUUGGAUGAGACCAGGAAAAAAUGUAAAGAAAAAAUAAACGACUGCUUCGAACACGAUUCAACCGCAAGUAUCAAUGAUCACGCGAUUCAAUCUACUGAAUAA
Messenger RNA from Adelges cooleyi (spruce gall adelgid), 394 nucleotides. RefSeq lists its product as uncharacterized. The coding region runs from base 41 to 394 and encodes 117 amino acids. The transcript has 3 exons. Lineage: Eukaryota; Metazoa; Arthropoda; Insecta; Hemiptera; Adelgidae. The record is from RefSeq and is a predicted model, not a curated record.